AACCGCUCGCCGGGGACGGUGGGUACGCCGUUCGCCUUUGCACUGAUGAUCAUGGCGCUGGGUAUGAGCUUCGGCAUGAACACGGGGUAUGCGAUGAACCCUGCGCGCGACUUCGGCCCUCGACUGCUCACUUACGCGGUCGGCUACGGCUCGAAGGUCUUCACGACGCGCAGCUACUACUUCUGGAUCCCGAUCUGCGGUCCGCUUGUUGGAGGCGUCAUUGGUACGCGUUCUUGGUGCAAGUGCAGCACCCGCACGAGCACGUAGAAUGAGCUCGACGGCGUGAAUAAAUACACGUUCAUCUCAGGACCCCCAUACUAGUACAUAUAGAGUCUACUAGUACGUCGUAGACACGUUGAGCUGGGUAAACCGCGGGGUAGUUUACGGGCCAAAGCAACUAUGGGCUCAUAAUCAGCAAGGCGGGUCAACAUUCGUCAAAGCUUUUCAACCGGCUCACAACUGAAAAUCCUUCCAGGCAACCACCUCGACCCCCUCCACAGAACACCAAGCAUGGCUAUCGCGGGCGCCACGACCCAGCAGCCCAAGCUCUUUAUCUACGACUUCUGUCCGUUCUGCUGUCGCGCCCGCGUUGCGCUGGGACUCAAGAAGGUCAAGUACGACGUGAUUUUCAUGGCCUACGACGACGAAGCGACCCCCAGGAGCCUCGUGGGCGUGAAGGCUGCUCCAAUCUUCGUCCCCGUGGGUGAGAAGCCUUUCGGGGAGAGCUGGGACAUCGUGAGCUACGUGGACAACUACGGCGACGGUCCCAUCAUCAAACCCGCCUCGGGUCGUGAGGAUCUGGCCAAGUGGAUCGAGACGGCCAUGCCCUCGCUCAACAUGUUGUACAACCCGCGACUGUAUACUGCCCCGCUACCGGAACUCACCCUUCGCGCCUCACGCGAGGCCUUCAAGGCCAAGCGUGAAGCGUCCAUGCCUCUGAGCGAGGCGUUGGCCAAGUCCCCUGAGCUGGUUGAGAAGGUCAAUCAGCUGCUGCUUGAGCUCGCCCCCAUGCUCCACUCGAGUCACUCGGUCAACGCAGAGCUCAGCUACGACGAUCUGGACUUGUUCGGACGACUCCGCUCUCUUACGCUCGUGAAGGGCAUCGAGUGGCCCACCAAGGUGCGCGAAUUCAUGGACCACAUGUCGGAGGCUGGCGACGUGCCCAUGUUCGACGCCGUUGUCAAGAUCUAAACGACAGAGCUUACGGUCAGAGCUAGAUAACUCAAUGAAAGCGUAGCGAUACACCUUUCUACCUUCUCGUCCUCAUAUGUAGUAGAAUCUACGUGACAGACGACCUCUUUCAAGCGAAACCCUCGACGCUAGUGUCGGUUCGGAACAGUCGGCCAUUCCCCGAAAUCGACCGGGAGCUGCACGACUCGAAGGAUUUAGCCAUCGCCAGCCAUGUUCCAGACGCAGGAUGGUGCCGGGAGCAGCUACACGUCGACGAUCUACGGGUUCAUUCGCGACCAGAAGUACGAGGAGGCCGUGCGGAUCCUGCAGAUCGAGUUGGAGAACCACCCGCAUAGUCGUGCUGCCCUCUCGCUGCUCGGGUACUGCUACUACCACAUGCAGCUCUUCCACCAGGCCGUCGGCAUGUACGAACAGCUCUGUGCCAACUACCCGGACGUGGACGAGUACCAGCUCUACCUGGCGCAGUCGCUGUACAAGUCGGGUCAGUACGACACAGCCUCGAGACGAGCGAGCCAACUGGAGAGCGAGCAGUUCGCUCAACGCGUUCACCUACUGAGAGCCGCCUCGUACUACGAACAGAACGAUAUCAAAGCCACGCGCUCGGUGCUGGAGGAGUGUCUACCCGACGACCCUACCACCAUCGUCUUUGAUGGAGCUAUUGAGUACAAGGAGGGUCGAUACGAAGCUGCGCGAGCCAAGUUCGCGGACGCGCUGAAUAUCCUGGGCUACCAGCCAGAUCUGUCGUACAACAUCGCGCUCUGUUUCUUCAAGAUGAAGCAAUACGGUAACGCGAUGAGGCAGAUCGCUGAGAUCAUUGAGAAGGGAGUGCGUGACCACCCGGAGCUGAGCGUGGGCAGCAAGAGCGAGCAGAAUGCCGACGUCAAGUCCGUGCGCAACUCGACGGUGCUGCGCGAGACGGCUUUGGUUGAGGCCUUCAACCUGAAGGCGGCCAUUGAGUACGAGAUGAAAAACUACAAGGGCGCACGAGACGCACUGCUGGACAUGCCACCUCGACAGGAGGAAGAGCUCGACCCGGUCUCGCUGCACAAUUUUGGGCUUAUGAACAUGGAUGUGGAUCCCAACGGAGGCUUCAAGAAGCUCAACUUCUUGCUGCAGAACCCGCCGUUCCCGGUAGAAACAUUCUCCAACCUGCUGAUCCUGUACACGAAGCACGGCUUCCACGACCUCAUGGCUGAUGUCCUCGCGGAGAACGCCCACCUGACGUUCCAGUUGUUGUCCAAGGAUUUCUACGACUUCAUGGACGCAACGGUGACGCUGCAGACAUCACCGGAAGAUGCUUAUCGAAAGUACGACGAGCUGGCCACGAAGCACGUUGAAGGCCUGCGCAAACUGACCAAGAAGAUUCAGGACGCGCGUCUAGCACAGUCGAACGAGGACAUCAAGACGUCGUUGAAGGCCUAUGAUGACGCGCUGGAGGACUUCAUGCCCGUGCUGAUGGCGCAGGCGAACAUCUACUGGGAGCGUGGCAACUACACGCAAGUGGAGAAGAUCUUCCGGCAGACGGCGGAAUUUUGCUCGGAGCACGAGGCCUGGAAGCUCAACGUGGCGCACGUCUUCUUCCUGCAAGGGAACAAGUACGAGCAGGCCAUUCAGUACUACGAACCUUUCGUGAAGAAGCACCAAGACAAUUUGCUGGAUGUACAGGCCAUCAUCCUGGCCAACCUGUGCGUGUGCUACGUCAUGAAUACCGACAACGAAAAGGCCGAGGAGCUUCUGCGGUCUAUCGAGCGAGAGGAGGAGGAAGAAUCGAGUCGCGACCCUGAAAAGAGGCUCUUCCACCUUUGCAUCGUGAACCUCGUUAUCGGCACGCUCUACUGCUCCAAGAACAACUACGACUUCGGCAUCUGCCGAGUGAUGAAGAGCAUGGAGCCGUAUCACCGAAAGCUUGGACCGGACACUUGGUACUAUGCCAAACGCUGCUUCCUCGGGUUGGCACUCACGCUGGCAAAGCACAUGACCACCAUCCGAGACUCCACUAUGGACGAUAUUCUCGAGUUCCUUGACUGCGCUGACCAGCAUGGCAAGGACAUUUUCACUACAACUGCAGCUGAUCAACGGAACACCGGGACCGAUACGAUCCAGCACACUAUCAGCUACGAGGUACGUGGAAGUUUAUCCGCAGUUAAUGAUUGUCGAGUCUGACCGUGUUCUUACAAUUGUUGUUUGCAGGCUCGCGUCCUGAAGCGCACGUUCCUCAAGCUUCGCUCUUAGGACGACAGUCGACUAGGUUUGGCAAACAAUUGAGCAUGCUCGUAAUCCUUUUCUUGCUUGCUGUCUUUGAGGCUCUGCCAAUCGUUGCUAACUAGGUUUACUGUCGAUUUCUAUCUUACACGCCUGCAUUCUUGAGUCUGCUCUUGGUUUGUCGCUUGAUCUUCAAAACGGUUCGAACUCUUCCUCAUCCUCUACGGUCGCAUACAGCACGUCGAGGAUCGCCAGGCCGAGCAUGUUUGUCUGGGCGUUGUUCGUCUUGGCGAGUUCGACAUUGUGGACCAGCUCCUCGAUCGCCUCCAGCUUCUUCACGUAGAAGUCGCGCUCCGUGCUAACAGACGCAAGCUAUUCACCACAAAUCACCAGCAACCAUGUAAGCAACUUUCUCAAGCCCACCACCAACGAACGGAAGCGUACCUCCUUCUGGAGCUCCUCCAUUUGUGUCGCGAGCUGCCUCUGCUCCACCGCGGCGGCCUCGCUCUGCAGCUUGAGCCCCGCCAUCUUCUUCUCCAGCAUGGCAGCAUAGUCCACCGCGACUGCAUCAUCACCAGAGCACAGUCGGCCUUUCCGACGACGUGGUGUCGUCCCGGCCGCCGGCUUCAUUGGCGUUUUGCUCGGUGUCACCACCGCCGCAGUCGCAGCAGCAGCAGCAGCAGCAGCAUCGCCCAGCAGCCUGUUGAACUCCGCGCCGCCCCUGCCCUUCUCCCGACGCGCCAUGGCGUCGUACUGCUGACCGGCGACUGCCUCGACGUUGGCGUCGUGCAGCUCCUUCAGCCACUGCAGGAACUCGAGGUUGUCCUGGUAGCGACCGCGCACGAGCCUGUCCACGGGCACGACCUUGGGCACGCCCAGCGCCGCCAGCACCUGCUGCAGCAGCUUGAAGUUGCGCACGAACUCGUGCUCGUGCGCCGCCGACCAGUGCACCUUGCUCAUGGGCACGCGCCCCGGGAAGAGCGCGUCCAGCACCUGGCAGGCCACGGCGCCCGAGCACAGCUGCUCCACGCACGUCAGCCGCGUCACGCACAGCGCGUUGAGCCACGCCAGCAGCUCCGUGCGCCCGACGAAGGUUGCACCGGCAGUCGCCCUGCUCAUGUCUUGUGGUGUUGCUGCCUGGACAGUAGUGAAGUGUGUGAUAGCAUAAGCUCAUGGUGGUGGUGGUGGUGGUGGUGGUGCCUUUCUCGAGGCGGAGUGCCCAUGGUACCAGUUGAAGUCAACUUUAACAUCAAGUGAUUGGCUGAAAUGCGGGGUUUAAUAUGUGCUUAUCUACCAAUCACUUUCUUUACGCCUUUUACUGCGCGCGACAAUCACUCUUGCACUCAUCCGCGCGCGCGCACUCAAGACGAGGACUCGGCCACCAUAGCGCUCGGCGGCGGCGACGACGUGCCGGCCCGAGGCCGCAAGCGCCCGCGCGACGGCUCCUGGCACCUGCCGACGCGGCGCAAGAUCAAGAUGGAGCCCCCGGACGACAAGGAGAACCAGCCGCCGCCGCCUCCUCCGCCGGCCUUUCCCGCGGCUUUUUCUUCGCCCGAGGCGGUCCUGGAGGCGCUCGUGCAGCAGCUGCCCAAGCCCACGGUGCGCUACCCGGACACCGACGGGACCAUGACGC
Molecule: messenger RNA, 5026 nt
Organism: Phytophthora sojae
Lineage: Eukaryota; Oomycota; Peronosporomycetes; Peronosporales; Peronosporaceae
Exons: 1
Coding region: 1402-3354 (650 amino acids)
Biological process (GO): intraciliary transport
Cellular component (GO): axonemal microtubule; intraciliary transport particle B
Molecular function (GO): protein binding; intraciliary transport particle B binding
Source: RefSeq, a predicted model, not a curated record